Molecule: messenger RNA, 2086 nt
Organism: Carlito syrichta (Philippine tarsier)
Lineage: Eukaryota; Metazoa; Chordata; Mammalia; Primates; Tarsiidae
Gene: EEF1D
Product: eukaryotic translation elongation factor 1 delta
Exons: 10
Coding region: 76-2025 (649 amino acids)
Biological process (GO): translational elongation
Cellular component (GO): cytosol; eukaryotic translation elongation factor 1 complex
Molecular function (GO): translation elongation factor activity; guanyl-nucleotide exchange factor activity
Source: RefSeq, a predicted model, not a curated record
CCUCAAGCGUUUCGCGCCCGCUGAUCUCUCCUCUUUGGUCACUGCGUCCUUGGCUGGCGUGAGGUCAAAGCAAAAAUGAGGAGCGGCAAGGCCUCUUGUGUCCUGGAGACCGUUUGGGAGGACAAGCACAAAUAUGAGGAAGCUGAGCGGCGGUUCUACGAGCAUGAGGCCACGCAAGCCGCCGCCUCUGCCCAGCAGCUCCUGGCUGACAUGCCAGCCUUGAACGGUCCUGAUCAGGAAGACACUGAGGACACUGAUGAGGCAGAGGCCCCUGAUACCAGCAGCAGGAGUGAUCCCAGGAAGAGCUGUGACAGCAAGAAACCCCUGCAAAAGAAGAGGAAGCGCUCCCCUAAGAGCUGGCUUGGCCAGGCUGACCUGGCUCUCUUGGGCCUGUCAGCAGACCACGUAUGGCUGGACAAAUCACUUUUUGACCAAGCAGAGAGCUCUUACCGUCAGAGGUUGGCAGAUGCAGCCGCCCAGGCAGUCCAGCCACCUGCCUUGGCCCCUCGGGGUCCCUGCACCCAUGGAAGCCAGGUGGCCUGCCACCAUGUGACCUGGGGGAUCUGGGUCAACAAAUCUGCCUUUGACCAGGCUGAGCGGGCUUUCGUUGAGUGGUCUCAGGCCUUGUUGCUGGCUGCAGAGGAAAGCCACAGGCAGGGAGCUCCUGGCACAGGCCAGCAGGUGACCCCCACCGACUUGACCUUGGCCCGCCAGCCCAGCCCGCCAGCCAAUGGCCAGCCCCCAAUGGGCAGCCUGCAGGCACUGGUUCGGGAGGUAUGGCUGGAGAAGCCCCAGUAUGAUGCAGCUGAAAGGGGCUUCUAUGAGGCCCUAUUUGAUGGCCAUCCUCCUGGGAAGGUGCGCCUACAGGAGCGAGCCAGCCAAGCUGAGGGUGCCCGGCGGGGCCGCAGAGACCGACGGGGCCGCAACGCCAUAGGGAGCAAGCGGGCUGGGCCACGGCGAGCUGAUGGGGAGGCACCCUCUGCCUUACCCUACUGGUACUUCCUACAUAAGGACGCGGAGGCCCCCUGGCUCAGCAAGCCCACCUACGACAGUGCUGAGUGCCGCCACCACGCUGCUGAGGCCCUGCGUGUGGCCUGGCGCCUUGAAGCUGCUUCCCUGUCUCACCGACCCAGUCCCCGGUCUGGACCAGCAAUGUCCAGCCUGAGACCCAACAGGAAAAUGGCUACAAACUUCCUGGUGCAUGAGAAGAUCUGGUUCGACAAGUUCAAAUAUGACGAUGCAGAAAGGAAGUACUAUGAGCAGAUGAAUGGGCCUGUGGCUGGCUCCUGCCACCAGGAGAACGGCGCCAGCGUGAUCCUUCGCGACAUUGCGAGAGCCAGAGAGAACAUCCAGAAAUCCCUGGCCGGAAGCUCGGGCCCUGGGGCCUCUGGCGGGCCCAGCGGAGACCACAGCGAGCUCAUCGUCCGGAUUGCCAGCCUGGAAGUGGAGAAUCAGAGCCUGCGAGGCGUGGUGCAGGACCUGCAGCAGGCCCUCUCUAAACUGGAGGCCCGGCUGAGCUUACUUGAGAAGAGUUCACCUACCCACCGGGCCACAGCCCCACAGACUCAGCAUGUGUCUCCCAUGCGCCAAGUGGAACCUCCGACCAAGAAGGCAGCCACACCGGCAGAGGAUGAUGAGGAUGAUGACAUCGACCUGUUUGGCAGCGACAAUGAGGAGGAAGACAAGGAGGCAGCUCGGCUGCGGGAAGAGCGGCUGCGGCAGUAUGCAGAAAAGAAGGCCAAGAAGCCUGCGCUGGUGGCCAAGUCCUCCAUCCUGCUGGAUGUCAAGCCUUGGGAUGAUGAGACGGAUAUGGCCCAGUUGGAGGCCUGUGUGCGCUCCAUCCAGUUGGAUGGGCUGGUCUGGGGGGGUUCGAAACUGGUACCUGUAGGCUAUGGCAUCCGCAAGCUGCAGAUCCAAUGUGUAGUGGAGGACGACAAGGUGGGAACGGACUUGCUGGAAGAGGAGAUCACCAAGUUUGAGGAGCAUGUGCAAAGUGUCGACAUCGCAGCUUUCAACAAGAUCUGAAAUCACAUGUGUGCAAGUGUGUGUGUAAGGCCUAGCCAUGAUUAAAGACUGAAUCUCUGGC